AUGGCGUCCGAGCAGGAGAGCUCCAAUGGGCCAGUGAAGAAGUCCAUGCGAGAGAAGGCCAUAGAGAGACGCAACAUCAACAAGGAGCACAACAGCAACUUCAAAGCAGGCUAUGUACCCAUCGAAGAGGAACGUCUUCACAAGACGGGGCUGAGGGGACGCAAGGGAAACAUGGCUGUUUGCAUCAUUGUUCUCCUCUUCCUUCUGGCCUUAAUUAACCUCAUUAUAACGCUGGUGAUAUGGACGGUAAUCCGCAUCGGGCCUAAUGGCUGCGACAGCAUGGAGUUCCAUGACAGCGGCCUGCUGCGCUUCAAGCAGAAAGCAGACAUGGGCAUCGUUCACCCUCUGCACAAAAGCACGGUGGGGGGGCGUAAAGACCAGGACCUGGUCAUCGUUGGGAACAACAACCCGCAAGGCACCUCCAAGCUGAGCGUAGAAAAGGACAAGACCUCGGUCGUUAGUGAUGUUGGCAUAUCCUUCACCGACCCUCGGACACAGAAUACAUUCUUCAGUACGGACUUUGAAAACCAUGAGUUUCAUCUGCCCAAAGGAGUCAAAGUCCUCAGUAUCACCAGUAGUCCAACGUCUGACCUCAACAUCAAGGGAGACAGCAAGGCCAUCAUUCGCGGUAACGAGGGGGUGAACAUCAUGGGACGGACUGUAGAGUUUAAAAUGGGUGGCGACAUCAUGCUCAGGGCUGAGAACAGCAUCGUUCUCAACGGGUCGGUCAUGUUCAACGCCACACGUAUCCCCAACGCCGCAGGGGGCGAGUAUUUCAACGACAGUCAGGAGAGGUACAAGCUCUGCAUAUGUGAGGACGGGACGCUGUUCCGCGUGCUGGUGAAGUUUCCCAACAUGGGGUGCCAGACAUCAGACAAUCCGUGCAGAAAGGCUCACUAG
Molecule: messenger RNA, 900 nt
Organism: Menidia menidia (Atlantic silverside)
Lineage: Eukaryota; Metazoa; Chordata; Actinopteri; Atheriniformes; Atherinopsidae
Source: the annotation of a GenBank genome assembly